Parnassius apollo (apollo) is the source of this 576-nucleotide messenger RNA. NCBI's taxonomy places the organism in Eukaryota, Metazoa, Arthropoda, Insecta, Lepidoptera, Papilionidae. The record is from the annotation of a GenBank genome assembly.
AUGGCUAAAGAAAUCGCUGAAAAAUGUCAACAGCCAGAAAUUAUUGUAACUGACUUAGCGAUAGCAAAAAUGGCAAUGCAAAUUCAAGAACAAGAAAAACCGCUAUACAAUAAAAUUUUACGAACUGCAGCAAAUUUUGCUCGAUCACCGGUUGACUUGACGCUAGAGCAAACUAUCAAUGCUGAUGCUAGCAAUCAAUUGGCUGAUAAUCUUGCUGCUGACUCAAUAUCCGCACGUCAAAGAUGGGCGCUCAGUCACAGCAUGAGGACGAAGAUAUUAACAUCUAUCAAACAAAAUAUCGGAUUAACGAAAAAAGAUGAUACUUCGCACUCAUUGCAACAAAGUAAAAUUAAGAAAGACAAAAAAAAUCUUAACAGUAUCAUUGAAGCAAUAAAAUGUACGAUGAAUCCAUUUGAUGACACUAUUGACAAAGAUACAUUAUUCAACAUUUCAACCGGCAAAGCUGCGUCUAAAGAAGUUGCUGUUCAGUUUCCUGCUGAACGUGAAAACAGCAGGCUAUCAACAAAAAUUAAAUUUUAUCUCAGAAUGCUCUUCAACUCCUGCAAGAUUCGAUAA